Podospora pseudopauciseta is the source of this 863-nucleotide messenger RNA. RefSeq lists its product as uncharacterized. The transcript is spliced from 3 exons. Lineage: Eukaryota; Fungi; Ascomycota; Sordariomycetes; Sordariales; Podosporaceae. The record is from RefSeq and is a predicted model, not a curated record. The coding region runs from base 164 to 700 and encodes 178 amino acids.
CAGGACUGUGACACGAUGCUCCCCCCCUCAGGCCGACGUCCCGACGGCCUAGCUUUACUUCUUCUUUCAACGACAACCUUCCCAGAAACCUACGCCGAAAGGCCUUUCCAGCACCCUUCGUCGUCAGAAUCUUGCAGUCGCCACUGACUUAUUUGGUGACGAAAUGCUUCCCUGUACUUCCUGCGAAACCCUUAACCUUACCGAUUGCCGCGUUCUUGACCGUUCCUCCAAAUGCAAUCAUUGUCUUCGUGCUAGUCGUCCCGACUGCGAUGUCCUGGGUCUCACUCCCGCCCUAACGGCCUCCCUUCGUCGCCAAAAGGAGAAAUUGGAUGCCGAAGAGCAAGAGGCUCGCGCAACCAUGUUACAGGCGGCGUCGAAACUUACUCGGGUAGAUACCCAGCGUCGUAACUUAUCCGCCAAGUUUCGUCGCAUCGCAGCCCGCGAGGAGCGGUUGAUUGAGGACUUGGAGCGGGAAGAGGCGCAAGCCGCUUCUUCCGCUAGCCCCUCCUUGGUCCCUUCCUUCGACUGCACCUCCGCGUCGAACUGGCUAGAUCCAAACCUCCCAAUUGAUCCGUCCCUCGACCUCCAGUCUGCCUUUGGCCCUCUUCCUGGCUCGACGGUCGGUUCUCCCCGGAGUUCCCCUCCUUUAGCCGUCCAGGGUUCCUCCGAUGGAACUCCUCCAGCUUCUCAGGGCAACUAAUUGUCCGUCAUUAAUGCGAGAGUCUAGUACUUCUUCCACGUCGUACUCCUCUUCCUCGUCCUCGGCUUUUACUUGUGUGUCUGGGCUGGCCGCCCGUGGUGCCAGUUCUAAGAGCGAGAGGUGGAAAGUGUGUGACCUUAGACGUAUCGUACUGGGUAGCUCC